Erigeron canadensis is the source of this 3742-nucleotide messenger RNA. Its product is annotated as phosphoglucan, water dikinase, chloroplastic. Lineage: Eukaryota; Viridiplantae; Streptophyta; Magnoliopsida; Asterales; Asteraceae. Bases 29 to 3601 code for a protein of 1190 amino acids. The transcript has 19 exons. The record is from RefSeq and is a predicted model, not a curated record. Gene Ontology annotation, molecular function: starch binding; kinase activity; ATP binding. Gene Ontology annotation, biological process: phosphorylation.
AUUUACAUUUUAACAACUAAAAAAGAUAAUGGAUUCUCUGCGUGCACUGAAUUGUUGCUCUGCAACAACAAACAAGAAUCCAUCAUCAAGUUUAAAUAACCAAAUUUCAAAAGAAUUCAGAUUCUUGAAUUGCCAUAAUAAGCAAAGAACUUAUAAAGUUGUGGGCUUUUUUAAGCCAACAUUUAUUCACCAUUUGGGUUUUCAUCAACAGCCAUUUUCUCCCAUUCUUUGUGCUCUUUCCACUCAAACCAGAGAAGGGGAGACAGGGGAAACAGAGAUGAAAUCAAAAGCAGCCCGUGGGAUGGUCCAGCUAAGUCUCCGGUUAGACCAUCAGGUUAAAUUUGGUGAGCAUGUUGGAGUCUUGGGGUCAACAAAAGAAUUUGGUUCAUGGAAAAAGAAGAAACAAUUGAACUGGACGGAGACCGGUUGGAUUUUGGACAUGGAAUGUAAAGCGGGUGAAACAAUCGAAUUUAAAUUUAUCGUUGAGCAAAUGGACAAGAGCAUGGUUUGGGAAGGUGGUGAUAAUCGAGUCUUGAAGCUCCCGCAAUCUGGGAGUUUUGAGAUCAUUUGUCAUUGGAAUAUGACUAAUGAGCCUGUAAAUCUAUUGCCUGUGGAUGGCAGAGAAUAUGAGGUUGAAGUGGAAAGUGUAGAUGAACAAAAAGACGAUAAUGGGUCUCUAGUUUCAGAGGGUGCAACGAAUACUUUUGUGGAGAAAUGGCAAGGGAAUGAAGCAUCAUUCAUGCAAUCAAAUGACCACAGCAGUAGAGAAAGACAAAGACAUUGGGAUACCUCAGGGCUUGAAGGGGUAGUUUUGAAGUUAGUUGAAGGUGACAAGAGUGCCAGGAACUGGUGGAAAAAGCUUGCAGUUAUUUGUGAUCUAGUCAGUGAAAGUAUGGAAGGUGCGGAACGUUUGGAUGCUCUGAUAUAUGCGGCCAUUUAUCUUAAGUGGAUAAAUACCGGGCAAAUUCCUUGCUUUGAGGAUGGGGGUCAUCACAGGCCGAAUCAUCAUGCUGAAAUUUCCAGGCAAAUAUUUAGGGAAUUGGAACGGAUAUCUAGCAGGAAAGAUACUUCGCCACUGGACUUGCUAGUAAUCCGCAAAAUUCAUCCAUGCUUACCAUCUUUUAAGGCAGAAUUUACUGCAUCUGUUCCUCUAACUCGAAUUAGAGACAUUGCUCACCGAAACGACAUCCCGCAUAACCUCAAGCAAGAAAUCAAACAUACAAUACAGAACAAGCUUCACAGGUGUGCUGGCCCAGAAGAUUUAAUUGCCACUGCUGCAAUGCUCGAGAGAAUCACUAAGAAUCCGGGAGAAUAUAAUGAAGCAUUCGUUGAGCAGUUCAAAAUAUUCCAUCAUGAACUCAAGGAUUUCUUUAAUGCUGCGAGCCUUACGGAACAACUUGAGUCAAUUAAAGAAUCUUUUGAUGAAAAGAGCAAAGCAAGGCUUUCAUUGUUCUUGGAGUGCAAGAAGGCUUUGGACAAUUUCCAAGGAACGCCUGAUGUUUUGAAAGGCAACGGGAUAGAACUAUUGAUCGAUACCAUUCAAUCAUUAAAUGAUCUUCGCGUGAUAGUUACAAAAGGUCUUGAAAGUGGUAUCCGCAAUGACGCUCCUGAUACUGCAAUAGCAAUGCGCCAAAAGUGGCGUCUAGCUGAAAUUGGACUUGAGGACUAUGCAUUUGUUCUCAUGAGCAGAUACCUCAACGCACUUGAUGCUGCUGGUGGAGCCCAAUGGCUUGCAGAAAAUGUGAAUUCGAAAAAUGUUAACUCAUGGAGUUACCCGAUUGGUGCUCUUGUUGUCGGCAUCCGUCAGCUAGGGUUAUCUGGGUGGAAGUUGGAAGAAUGUAAAGCAAUUGAAAAUGAACUUCUUGCUUGGAAAGAGAAAGGUCUUUUGGAAAAAGAAGGUAAUGAAGACGGGAAGACUAUAUGGGCUUUAAGGAUCAAAGCCACACUGGAUAGAUCGAAAAGGCUCAUUGAUGAAUAUUCCGAAGCACUUCUCCAAAUAUUUCCUCCAAAAGUAGAGAUGUUGGGCAAGGCUCUUGGAAUCCCUGAAAAUAGUGUUAGAACAUUCACCGAGGCAGAGAUUCGUGCUGGCAUUAUUUUUCAGGUUUCCAAGCUUUGCACAAUGCUUCUAAAGGGGGUCAGGACUACACUAGGAUCUCAAGGUUUUGAUGUUCUUGUUCCCGGGUCAGCUCAUGGAACUUUGAUACAGGUCGAAAGAAUAAUUCCGGGUAUACUCCCAUCAGCGGUUGAAGGACCUGUUAUUCUUAUGGUCAGCAAAGCCGAUGGAGACGAGGAGGUAACUGCUGCAGGAAACAACAUAGUGGGAGUCAUUUUGCUCCAGGAGUUGCCUCACUUAUCUCAUCUUGGUGUUAGGGCCCGACAAGAAAAAGUGGCUUUUGUGACAUGUGAGGAUGAUGAUAAAAUUGAAAGUAUCAAAAAGCUUGAGGGGAAAUAUGUGAGGUUAGAUGCAUCCCCAUCAGGUGUUAAUGUGAUUCUUUCUUCGUUGGAGGACGGUGUUAGGGAGCGUCCUGUGGAAACUACAUCAAAUGGCACUCCAACAGAUUCAGCUCCCAAAUCCAUCUACUCAAGCAAGGGUGUUUCUACGGGCGACAUUAUACCACUUGCCGAUGCAGAUGUACAAACUUCUGGUGCAAAGGCAGCCUCUUGUGGCAGCCUAGCUUCUCUAGCUGCAGUUUCUGCUAAAGUUUAUAGCGACCAAGGAGUUCCAGCAUCCUUUAAUGUGCCAAAUGGGGCAGUUAUUCCUUUUGGUACUAUGGAACUUGCUAUAGAAGAAAACAAGUCAACAGAAGCUUUUGAGUCAUUAUUGGAACAGAUCGAAACCGCUAAAAUGGAGGGUGGAGAUCUCGAUAAACUGUGUAAUGAACUGCAAACCUUGAUCACCUCCCUGCAACUUCCUAACCAAAUUCUUGAAAGUUUAGGGAAAUUGUUCGAGGGUAAUGCACGAUUGAUCGUCCGGUCCAGUGCUAAUGUUGAGGAUUUAGCUGGAAUGUCGGCUGCAGGGCUUUAUGACUCUAUUCCUAAUGUUACCCUUUCGAAUCCAGUCAAUUUCGGAAAAGCUGUUAGUCGAGUAUGGGCUUCCUUAUACACCCGAAGAGCGGUGUUGAGUCGUAGAGUUGCUGGUGUGCCACAGAAGGCGGCUUCCAUGGCAGUUUUAGUCCAGGAGAUGCUUUCACCGGACCUUUCGUUUGUGCUCCACACCGUCAGCCCGACAGACAACGACCAUAACUUGGUGGAAGCCGAGAUAGCACCAGGGCUCGGUGAGACACUAGCCUCCGGCACCAGAGGUACACCGUGGCGUCUUUCUUCUGGAAAACUUGAUGGUGUGGUUCGGACCCUGGCAUUUGCAAAUUUCAGUGAGGAGAUGGUGGUUGGAGGUCUGACAGAUGGAGAGGUGCUCCAUUUGACGGUUGACUAUAGCAAGAAGCCGUUGACAGUCAACCCUGUUUUCCGGCAACAGUUUGGGCAGAAGCUAGGUGCUGUGGGUUUGUUUCUUGAGCGAAAGUUUGGGUGUGCUCAAGAUGUUGAAGGAUGCAUGGUUGGUAAAGACUUGUUCAUUGUUCAGACCCGACCUCAACCGCUGUAAAGAUAUGUAAAGGUGAUCUGUAACAGUGUUAAUGAUGGUUAUGGUGUUACAAAACUACUAAUAUGAUGUAGAAUAAUAAACAUUAUGAUAUGUGUAAAGGAUAGAUCACACUUUUAUCUCAAUAAAUGGAAGCUUUGAUAA